CAUCUCAGUCGCUCUCUUCUCUGCUAUACAUAAUAGCAGCUUCAUCGCCCUUCCCUCCUCGAUUCACCACCCUCCUCGAUUUACCUCCACUCCACAGCUUCGACAUCUCCCUCGUCAAUUCCCUUCUCCUCCCUGGUGGAAUCCAAUCCGAUGCGGCGGCCACCAUCGGCACCACCACCAUUGCCAGCCCAAGUGGCGGCCUCGUGAGAGGUUGGCAGCGAGCCAAGCCUAGGAGACGGCAUCGGUAUAUCUCGGAAUGUGCUGCCUCCCAACACCCCCGGCCACCGCCUAUAAAGCCAUCGCCAUGGCUCCCCCUCCCCACCCCCGCCAGAGCUAGCUAGGGAUCGAUCUCAUCUCUCACUCGCCCGCUCGUCUCCCACCGAGCUCCAUCGCCGGCGCCGGCGAGACCCACCAGCAGCUAGCCACAUGGUGAAGUUCUCGAAGCAGUUCGAGGGGCAGCUCGUCCCCGAGUGGAAGCACGCCUUCGUGGACUACUGCCUGCUCAAGAAGGACCUCAAGAGGGUGCAGCACGCCCUGCUGCUCAUCGGCCGUUGCGAGGCGGCGGCGGCAGGCCUAACCGCCGCCGCACAGCAGCAGCAGACAAGCGAUGACCGGCACGCGGAACGUGUUGUUGCUUCCCUGUCCCAAUGGCUCCAUGCUGCCGGUCUCUUUGGCUCCUCCAGCACGCCCAAGGAUCACGGAGUCAUACACGUGCACCGCCGGAAGCUGGCGGGGCCGGCGGCGAGCAGAGGCGGCGGGGACGAGUACGAGACGGAGCUGCUGGAGCCACUGGCGGCCGCCGACGACAACGAGGCGGCGGCGACGCGGGAGUUCUUCGCGCGGCUGGACGCGCAGCUCAACAAGGUGAACCGGUUCUACAAGGGCAAGGAGGAGGAGUUCCUGGAGCGGGGCCGGUCGCUGCGGAAGCAGAUGGACAUCCUCGCCGACCUCAAGGCCGCCGCCAGGGAGGACACCACCACCAAUCCCUCCGACUCCUCCGUCGCCUCCGGCGGCUGCUCCGAGGAUGAGUCCACACGGUACGCGAUGACGUCUGAGACAGACACGGACCAGCUGAGCGAGCAGGAGGCCACCACACCGACCAAGGACCCCGGCGUCACGGCUCAAGAAGACCGGCAGAUGGAUCUAGACGGUUCUGGAACCUUCGGGAGGUCGGCGAGCGGCUGCGGGAGGAAGAGCCUCAAGAUCAACAUCCCCCUGACCAACCCCUCCCGGACGAUCGCCGCGCUGGCGGACAUCCUGCGGGACGAGCUCGCCGCCCAGUCCGGCUCCAAGAAAUGCAACCCCGACGGCGGCAUGGGGAAGCACGGCGUCAGCAAGACGAAGCUCCGGCACGCGGAGAAGAUGAUCAGGGGCGGCUUCGUCGAGCUCUACAAGGGCCUCGGCUACCUCGCCACCUACCGGAACCUGAACAUGAUGGCGUUCGUGAAGAUCCUGAAGAAGUUCGAGAAGAUCAGCGGGAAGCAGGUGCUCUCCGUGUACCUCAAGGUGGUGGAGAGCUCCUACUUCAACAGCUCUGACGAGGCGCUGAAGCUGAUGGACGAGGUGGAGGAGAUCUUCGUCCGGCACUUCGCCGGCGGCAACCGGCGCAAGGCCAUGAGGUACCUCAAGCCGGCGCAGCGGAAGGAGUCCCACUCCGUCACCUUCUUCACGGGCCUCGCCACCGGCUGCUUCGCCGCGCUCUUCGUGGGCUACUGCGUCAUGGCGCACAUGGCCGGGCUCUACCUCUACACCUCGACUCCACGCGGGCGCGGCGGCGGCGAGGCGGCGCGCUACAUGGAGACGGCGUACCCGGUGCUGAGCAUGUUCACGCUGCUGUUCCUGCACCUGCUCCUGUACGGCUGCAACAUGGUGGCGUGGCGCCGGUGCCGCGUCAACUACGGCUUCAUCUUCGCGUCGUCGCCCGCCGCUGCCGGCGGGGAGCUCCGGCCCCGGGACGUCUUCCUCACCUGCGCCGCGUCCAUGGCCGCUGUCGCCGGAGCCAUGUUCGCGCACCUCGCGCUCGUGCUCAGGGGAUACCACGCGUCGCCGCACGUCCAGGCCAUCCCCGGAUUCUUGCUCCUGGUGUUCCUGCUCCUUCUGUUCUGCCCUCUCAACGUCGCGUACCGUUCGAGUCGGUUUCGGUUCCUCAGGAUUAUGAGGAACAUCAUCCUGUCACCACUCUACAAGGUUGUGAUGGUAGACUUCUUCAUGGCCGAUCAGCUAUGCAGCCAGGUGCCUAUGCUAAGGAGCCUGGAGUACUUGGCCUGCUACUACAUCAGCGGGAGCUACAUGACGCAGGAUCACGGCUACUGCAUCAACACCAAGCAGAUCAGAGACCUGGCCUACGCCGUCUCCUUCCUGCCCUACUACUGGAGAGCCAUGCAGUGCGCGAGGCGGUGGUUUGACGAGUGGGACACGAGCCACCUGGUGAACCUGGGCAAGUACGUCUCGGCGAUGCUCGCGGCCGGCGCCAAGGUGGCGUACGAGAAGGACAAGGGCCUGGCGUCGCUGUCGCUGCUCGUCGCCGUGUCGAGCACCGCCACGGUGUACCAGCUCUACUGGGACUUCGUCAAGGACUGGGGCCUGCUCCAGCCCAACUCCAAGAACCCCUGGCUCAGGAACGACCUCAUUCUCAAGAGGAAAUCCGUAUACUACUUGUCAAUGGGACUGAACCUCGUGCUGAGGCUUGCCUGGCUGCAGACCGUGAUCCAUCCAAAUUUUGGGAGCUUGGAUUCUAGGGUCACUUCCUUCUUCCUAGCGGCCCUCGAGGUGAUCCGGAGAGGUCAUUGGAACUUCUACCGGUUGGAGAAUGAGCAUCUGAACAAUGCGGGCAAGUUUCGGGCGGUAAAGACGGUUCCACUGCCUUUUCACGAAGUGGACGAGGACUAACGUACUACUGACCAUGGCUAGAUCGAACAAUUGUUUCUUCACCAUUCUGCUGAAUUUUUUUCGUAGUGAAGAACUCGAGAGGCGGAGAAUUGUUGGGAACCUUAGCUGUUUAUGCGCGUAGUAGUUCCUUCAGGAUGCUGAAAAAUCAUUUGUUCGUUCCUAGUAGAUGCGUCAAUGUGUAAAUAAGAAAGGCAUCGCGUUUCGCAGUGUUUUGUCUGA
This is a messenger RNA of Setaria italica (foxtail millet), 3108 nucleotides long. RefSeq names its product phosphate transporter PHO1-1. Gene Ontology annotation, biological process: cellular response to phosphate starvation; phosphate ion transport. Bases 427 to 2889 code for a protein of 820 amino acids. The record is from RefSeq and is a predicted model, not a curated record. NCBI's taxonomy places the organism in Eukaryota, Viridiplantae, Streptophyta, Magnoliopsida, Poales, Poaceae. Gene Ontology annotation, cellular component: cytoplasm; Golgi apparatus; trans-Golgi network. The transcript has 10 exons. Gene Ontology annotation, molecular function: inositol hexakisphosphate binding.